Osmerus eperlanus (European smelt) is the source of this 2273-nucleotide messenger RNA. RefSeq names its product voltage-dependent calcium channel gamma-1 subunit-like. Gene Ontology annotation, molecular function: voltage-gated calcium channel activity; calcium channel regulator activity. Gene Ontology annotation, biological process: calcium ion transmembrane transport; regulation of calcium ion transmembrane transport via high voltage-gated calcium channel. The record is from RefSeq and is a predicted model, not a curated record. The coding region runs from base 267 to 959 and encodes 230 amino acids. The transcript has 4 exons. Gene Ontology annotation, cellular component: L-type voltage-gated calcium channel complex; membrane. Lineage: Eukaryota; Metazoa; Chordata; Actinopteri; Osmeriformes; Osmeridae.
ACUAACGUCUAGGAGUUGAGCUCGCCCCUCAGGAAGGACGCUUUUCGACAACGCCCGACGCACUCCGACGCGUACCUUCACCUCUUCACCUCCCACUCUGCUCUUCUCACACACUUGCGUACAACGCUCAUGCACACACACACGCUCUGCUCCUCACGGUCACACUCUCCUCAAACACACACACACGUCUCUCACACGUAUAUUCCUCACACACACACAGUUCACUUAAAACACACACUCACACACACUCGGAGGCAGACAGCGUUAUGUUGGAGGAGAAGAGCACCAAGGUGAAGCUGGCCUCCCUUGUCAUCCUGGUGGGCAUCUCCUCCAUGUUGGCGGCGGUGGUGACGGACCACUGGGCCGUGCUCAGCCCCAGGGUGGAGAAGCUUAACAGCACCUGCGAGGCAGCCCACUUUGGCCUGUGGAGACUCUGCAAGAAGAGCAUCUUCAUGGUGGAGGAGGACCCUGAGGGCAAGGGCUGUGGCCCCAUCAGUCUGCCUGGAGCUAAGAACUGCUCCUACUUUAAACACUUCACGUCGGGAGAAGAAGCUGAACUCUUUGAAGUUAAAACCCAGAAGGAGUACAACAUCUCGGCAGCGGCCAUCGCUGUGUUCAGCCUUGCCUUCAUGGUGCUGGGCUCUCUCUGUGUCCUGUGCUCAUUUGGAAAGGGCCGAGACUACCUGCUGCGGCCUGCUGGAAUGUUCUUCGCCUUCGCAGGCCUGUGCAUUAUCAUCUCUGUGGAAGUCAUGCGCCAGUCCGUCAAGCGUAUGAUUGACAGUGAGGAGACCAUCUGGAUUGAGUACUACUACUCGUGGUCCUUCGCCUGUGCAUGCACCUCCUUCAUCCUCCUCCUUUCCAGCGGAGGCAGUCUACUCAUCAUCUCCAUGCCUCACAUGCCUCGCAACCCCUGGGAGACCUGCAUGGAUGCAGAGCCAGAGCCCAUAGAUGAGUGCUAAACUAUGACGGGCCAGGCUGGACUGGAUAGGCUGGUUUGGAUAGAACGGGAUCAUGCAGGUUUAUGGCCCAGUUUCCCAGACAUGGAUUAAGCCAAAAGUAAGAGAAAAUUCAAUGAAAAUUCUACCAAUGUUUUUAGUCUCGGAAUAGGCUUAAUCCAUGUCUGGGAAAAUGGGCCUAUAUAUAACUAGAUUGCAGUAAAAUAAACAAGGAAGAUCACAGACCAAGACCAGAUGACAUUACAGACCAAAUUAUACCAGACCAGAUAAGACCAGACCAGACUACACCACAGCAGACCAGACCAAACAACAACUGACCUGACCAGAUAUGACUAGACCAGACCAGAUUACAGCAGACCAGACCAAACUACACCUGACCAGACCAGAACAGACCAGAGUAGACUACACAAAACCAGAUUAUACCUGAACAGACUAGAUCAGACUAAAUCAGACCAGACCAAACAACACCAGACCAGACCAGACCAAACUUCAUUAGACAUGAUCAGAAUAGAACUACACCAGACCAGAUCUGACAGAGCCAUUGCUCUGCUUUAUUGCAAGGGAUCAUAGGUCUUGAAAAGGCUAAAGUGUCAGCACAUUGUUUUCACUCCCAGGUAUUCUUAAGGUCAUGCUAGUCACAAAUUGUCUAAAGACUACACCACCUUGAAUUAUCCCAAGGUUCAAACACUUCCUUAAUCCCAUCCCAGCUACAACAGCCCUCCAAGACCUCUGCUCAGGCACUAUCAAAUAUUACUGUUUAAAAAAGAAAGUACAACAGACAUUUAAAUAAUCAAUGUGGACAAAGUUAGGUUCAGGAAAUGACUUGGUUUAUAUGUGUAAGUUACAAACACUUUUUUGUAACUAUUAUCUGCAUUUAUAAAUACGAUUGACUCUACAUUGCUUCAAUCCAUGCAACUGGUGCAACCCAGUAAUCAAGUGAUUCUUGUUGUGAAAACAUACUGUCUCUAACAUCCAACUAUUUUUUUUGCUUUAUAGUACUGUAUGUUGUUGUUUAUAGUAUGUGUACUUUUUCGUAAUGUGAUUUAAGAUUAAAUGAGUUGCAAAUAUUAAGUGCUCCAGUUAAAUGACAACAAAUGAAUUGAAUCUAAGUGAUUGCUUGAACAAACAGAAAAUAAGGAAUGUUGUUGCUCGGUGGUCUGCUUUACAUUUACAAUGCAUUUAAACUCUAUACUUUAAUAUUAUGCGUUGGCUUUUAGAGUUUGUAGAUAACAAAAGGCUGACAUAUCUUGGUAAUUUAAAUCCGAACUGUGGUAACACAUAGCCCCAUUACUCUGUCUCUGUCUCUGUCUCUGUCUC